AUGACUAUAAGUGAUUUUAAUAAUUUUUCAACAAGUUUUCGAGAUGAAAAGAGAACAACGUUUACUUCAACUCCGUUUUCAUUUCAUAUUGGCCCAACAAGUUUGUCUAAUAUUAAUAAUUUUCAGGAAAACUAUAAUCAAUCUUCAAAUCAAUUUAGACUUGAUAAGUCUGAGAAACUAUCAACCACAGAUAAUUCAAUACCACCAUUAGCAUCUACAACAAAUAGUCCCGUAUUAUUAUCACCUACAACAAGAAAAAAUAAUUUAUUAUCAUUGUCAACAACAUCAGCUAAAAAAGAUUCAGUAUUUGUAUCAUCAAUAACAAAUUCCUUAGGUCAAACAAUAAUAGAUAUAUCUAAAUGUCAUUUAAAUUAUUGUAGUUCUUCUAAAGCAUAUCAUCCACUUAAAGAGGAUGAAUUAGUUUCGACAACAAUUAAUAAACGAUCCUCUAUUCAUAUCCACUGUGUUGCUGAUUGUUUAGAUUUAGCCGUACAUGAUUUAAUAGAUCAAUAUGCUUCUAUUGCUAACUGCAUACCUUGUGUAAAAGACAUUAUUGAUUUUAUACGUCGAUCACCGAAACGUCUUGUUAUUUUGAAAGAAAUAUUUAAUCAAAUAUCGUUGUCUUAUACAAAUCUUACAACAUUAUGUCCAACUACAUGGACUAUGCGCGCUGAAUCAUAUGGUUCGUUAUUAAAAACCUAUGAACAGGUUCAAGAAGCCUUCUACACAAUAAGUAAAGAAAAAGGUGGUCCUGAUGUUUUUUGUGCUGCUGAAGCAAUUAUUCAUCGUUUUCGACGUAUUCAAGUAGUUCAAGAUAGUGAAGGUUUAACAGAAAAAUCUAUUCUAUCUCGACUUCGAAGACCACCACGACGAUAUGAAUCAAAUACAAUUCCUGCAUUUAAUGGUUCCAAUGACUACAUUAAAACAAUUAUGGAUUUUUGUCAUGAUGAUAUUUAUAUUGAAAGAUUAAAAUCUGAAGCAUUUAUGAUUUCAGACCUUUUUAGAAUUGUUAUUAACACAAAUCAAAUGAAAAUGAAACUAAUUACCAAAAUGUCUACAGUUUGUGGAAUUGGAAAACAAAUGUUUCAAGAAUUUGAUAAAUUAAUUCGACUUUAUUUAACUAUUCCAAUAACUACAGCAACUUCUGAAAGAGCAUUUAGUGCAUUAAAUCGAGUGAAAAAUACACUUCGAAGUUCUAUGACUCAAUCACGUCUUAAUCAUUGUUUAUUGGCACAUAUUUAUAAAGAAAAACUUGAUAAAAUAGAUCCAAAUCAAAUCAUGUCAACAUUUAUAUCAUCAAAUGAACAGAGACAGCCAUUGUUAGGACUGAUGUUUUAA
This is a messenger RNA of Rotaria sordida, 1338 nucleotides long. The record is from the annotation of a GenBank genome assembly. Lineage: Eukaryota; Metazoa; Rotifera; Eurotatoria; Philodinida; Philodinidae.